AUGUAUUCAUCUCAUUAUUCACCCUCAGCUUCACCAUACACCUCACCACCCGCACCUCCUCAUGAUCCCUAUAGAUCCUCUCCGAUACCUGUAAAUCCCAAGCAAUCGUACAACUCGGCAUUCUCACCACCACCUCAAAUGCCCAGUACAUUCUCUCCCAUGCCAUCCGGUCAAUCUCAGCGCUAUCAUCAACAGCAGCAGCAAUACCCAAAUCCCCAGAAUCAGCAAUACGCCAGAGCACCACCUAAUCGGUAUUCCUCCCCACUACCACCACAGGGUUAUGCAAAUGGAGGCGCUGGAUAUGCUCAACAACCACCACCACCUCAGCCACAGCAUCUACCUCCGCCUCAGCGUCAUAAGGGUACCCUAGCCCCUGGUCAGAUAGUCAAAGUAGGAGAUCAAGCAGUUAGGAUUGAGAGAUAUCUAUCUGAAGGAGGAUAUGCCCAUGUGUAUCUGACUACUUCAGACAGACCCAUCUACCCACCGACUAAGGGAGGGGAGAAGAGGGGAAGAUGGGGUGAAAAGGGAUAUACAGAACAUUGUUUGAAAAGGAUAGCCUUUGAGGAUGAUGCUGUUUGGGUAGACGUAAAGAAGGAGAUUGAGGUUAUGAAAUCACUUCCCCCUAAUCCACAUCUUAUUCAAUAUCUCGGUUCGGCACAUUCGCGCCUGCCUACAGGUGGUCACGAAGUAUUCAUCUUGAUGGAAUUUUGCUCGGGUGGUGGUAUCAUCGAUCUGUUGAAUAAGCGACUAAGAGAUAGACUGAAAGAGAUUGAGAUCUUGAACAUCUUCACGGAUGUUUGUGAGGCUGUUGCAGCAAUGCAUCGUUUGUCACAACCGCUCCUGCAUCGGGACCUCAAGAUCGAAAAUGUACUAUCACAACCCACAUCCUCUCCUCCGACCUCUCAGCGUCCCAGUCCUCUGAUAUUCAAGCUAUGUGAUUUCGGAUCUACCACUUUUCCUGCCGAUAAACCUCCUCAGACGAAGAUUGAAGCAGAUGCUUUGGCUAUGGACCUAAACAAGCAUACUACCUUGCAGUAUAGGAGUCCGGAGAUGGUGGAACCGAUGCUAGGGCUUCCUGUGGGAUUACCAAGUGACGUCUGGGCUCUGGGAUGCCUGUUGUAUAAGCUCUGUUACUAUACGACGCCAUUCGAAGAGCAUGGUCCAUUAGCAAUUGUAAAUGCUAAAUACACAUUCCCGCCUGUUCCCGCUUAUUCUCCAAGGAUACAGCACCUCAUAGCCUCUAUGCUAGUGGAGCAGCCUGUUCGUCGACCGACAGUAUUUGAGGUUCUCAGAGUAGCCCACGAGAUGAGCGGGACUAAACCUGAAGUCGAUUAUCCAAUUCCUUCGCGAUCUCUUGGUGUUCCCUCCCAGCGUCAAGCAUCUCGACCAUCAGCUCAGUCAUCCAAUCUACUUGAUUUCACUGGAUCCUCAUCUCCCAUUGACAAGACACCGGUCCUUCAACCUUCUCUUGCUUCGUCGGUCCAGCCACAACGGCGGGGUCGACCCACAAGAGAACCGAGCCAAAAAUCAGUCAGCCAGGCGCUUGCUCCAACGUCGAUGCCGACCCCUCCCAAGCCGCAAGAAUCUGUCCCAAAUGCAAACAAGGUCAGCGGAGGAUCAGCUCCCAAAAUCCAAGUAACAGGUGGUACACCCUCACCUGUGCCUAAAGCCCCCUCCCCUGGUCUUGAUGCUUUCGGUAUGCCAUCUUUGCCAGCUUCUUCCUCUCAAAAGCUGGAAAAUCGCGGGUUUGGUGAUUCGUUUGCCGCUCCAAACCCUACAGCAGGGUCUAAUAUCCCGUCCAAGUUUGGUGCUAAUCUUCCUCGACCACCAUCCGGAUUCGGCAACUCAUUUGGUUCUUCAAAAUCCCCUUCAUUGCCGGUCCGCUCUCCUGGCGCGUCUUCCCUCAACAGAGUCUCGUCUGCUAGGUCUGCCUCAAUCAAGCAGCCCUCGCCAGCUACCGGCCCCAAUAAGACCAAGUCACCUGAAACUUCGAGUUCGAUACCCGACGGCGAGCUGAGUUUCGAGACUCGAUUCCCUUCCAUCGAGACUUUGGAUGGCGAUGCAUUCUCUCCUCCUUCCCAAUCUACCAAGCCAGAAGCACUGAUCUCACCCGUGGCCCUACCACCUCCUUCCCGACCUGCAUUCGGCGCGAAACCAUCAAUCAUGGGCAAUAUGACUGGAGGUGAUCUGAGGUCACCGACCACGACGAUUGCUCCCACAGCUCACAAUGGACCCCCUCAGCCUCGCUCAACCCAUGUCACCGGAACAGCAUUCAAAGAAGCAAAGUCGCCCGCUUCUCCUCAGCAGAAGACAGAUUAUUUCGGAUCUAUCACCUCCUCUGCGAAUCAACCUCAUUCUUCGCCUGGCGUCUCGACCGCCUCGGCCGCCAAGUCACCUGCACCACAAGACUUGAUGGAUGAUGAGGGUUCGGAUACAUUGAAGCUUCUACCUAUGCAACCUGGUCGAUCUACGACUCCCUUGUCUUCUGCAAGUAUAUCUACAGAUAAGCAAUUCUCGUCCCCCAGCUCCUCCACCUCAAGACCACAGGCAUCACCAGGGACCACAUCAGCCCAGGCGGCCCCCACAACAGGACAUCAUCGGCCGCUUCUACCCAAGAUCGAAUCUUCUAAACCGACCAGCAAUAUAAAUUCGGAGGAAUGGUCUCCGCUUGAGAAGAUGCGUUUCACAUCCAAAGCUGGUGAAGAGAGGAAGGUUGAGAUAGAGCUAGAUUCGAGUGAUGAGGAGGCAGUACCAGAGAAUGCUUUCGGCACAGGUAGACGACCCACAUCACCUGCUAAGGAGAGCGCGCGAUCUUCAUCCCCGCAGAAGAUUUCGGAUAGAGCUUCGACAUUUGGCGGUAUAUCUCCCGUCAAGACUCGCGCUCCUACCAAAUCGGCUACAGUCGGUAUACCACCUGAGUCUAGUCGUCGACCGCAAAGGACGAACUCUGGAGAAAGAUCUCGACCUCAAUCAAUGUUCAUUACCCCUUCUUCUUCAUCAACCUCGAACAAGCCAUUCAACUACUCACCUACCAUAUCUGAAUCAGCCUCGAAUGCCAGCUUGCCCAACUCCGAUAGUGCGAGGCCGAGUCAUGGAAGGAAGGGGUCGAUCAACGACAUCGUCUCGAGAUAUGAGAACUUGAAACCCCCUUCUUCGGCUUCGUCGUCCACGUUUGAUACCAAGAAAAACGGCGGAGUCACCAACGGAUCGGUGAACGAUAGCACUAAGAAUGGGAUAUCGAGGAAACCGUCUAUUGCAAGUAAACCUCAGGCUCUGCGAAAACCUACUUUGGACGACCCUUCUAAAUCUUUCACAACUUCUUCGUCGCCGAAUGACAAACCUUCUUCCACACCUCCCACGACCAGUAACAAACCGAAGAUAGGAGGUUCUAAACCCGACAUCGUUGCACCUAAGCCUAUACGACAUGGCGAUACCCCUGCUGCUGAGGGGUACUCUAGAUCAUCCUCAGGUCGAUCAUUCCCGAUUACCAAAGCUAAACCGCAACCUACUACCAUCAAUACUUCCGUGGAUGAGACGAAGGUAGACGAACCACCCAAGAGUGGGAAAAAUAGUCCGGAAAAACAACAACCUGUCAAUCUCCUCAUACAGCGAUGGAAUCAAGGUCAAACUAAUAAUGCAGCUGCGAACAAGUCGGUGCCGAAACGAGGUGGAUAUAUCUAG
Molecule: messenger RNA, 3681 nt
Organism: Kwoniella mangroviensis CBS 8507
Lineage: Eukaryota; Fungi; Basidiomycota; Tremellomycetes; Tremellales; Cryptococcaceae
Exons: 8
Coding region: 1-3681 (1226 amino acids)
Biological process (GO): protein phosphorylation; actin cortical patch assembly; actin filament organization
Cellular component (GO): cytoplasm
Molecular function (GO): protein serine/threonine kinase activity; ATP binding
Source: RefSeq, a predicted model, not a curated record